ACUGCGAACACAGUACAGAUGACCAGAGACUGUAGACAGUACAGGGGAUGACCAAGAGAGGCAGACAGUACAGGAUAGAUGACCAGAGACUGCAGACAGUACAGGGGAUGACCAAGGACACUGCAGACAGUACAGGAGAUGACCAGGAGACUGUGGGGAGGGGAGGGAGGGGGAGCCGGGACCUGAAUUUGACAGUGUGGGCACCCGGGACCAUGACAGGGUCCCAGAAGACGCCGGGCCAUUCACAAAGUGCA
Staurois parvus is the source of this 254-nucleotide messenger RNA. Lineage: Eukaryota; Metazoa; Chordata; Amphibia; Anura; Ranidae. The record is from the annotation of a GenBank genome assembly.